UCACACACACACACACACACACACACACUGGACCCAAUCUUUACAAUACUUCGUAAUGUUCUAACUACAUUACAUGUAUUAUCUUUCACAGACGACGAGUGCAAAGACUUGAGCAUUGAACUCACAAACAACGGAUCCCAGUACAGAGUACCGGAGUCCAUUCUCACGUCCAACAGUCAAUGCCGAUUUACCAUCGCAAGUGACCUUGCCAAAGGUCAACAAGUACGCAUCCAGCUACAAUCCCCUUAUUUAAACGACUCUCAACCGUUGAGAAAACAUUUGCUGACUGUAAGAAAAGUGUUACCCGGGGAUGACGGAGACCCGCCGAAGAAGCUACCCAUGAUUUUUGGAGACAACUGGAUUUCGGACCAGUGGAUUUACUCCAGCUUCCCACUAGAGCUAGACCUUUCUUUUGGAUCUAAACUAUGGCAGUCUUUCAACGUCACGUUUGAAAUAAUUGAUGAACGAAUCCCCAAGUGUGGAAACACGGAUCUGACAGCCACACGUGUACCACAACGAGUGACGUCACCAUAUUACCCUGACUUCUACCCCUCAAACCUGACGUGCAUUUGGAAAAUACGGAAAUCCAGUUCUGCCCUUAUUAAUGAACACAUGGUCAUAGAAGUGGAAGCUAAUGAGCAUAAGCCAUGCCAAGGAACAGACGAAAGCCUGGUUAUUUACCACUAUUCAGAUGAUGCAACAAUUUCAGAUGUUUUAACUAACAUUGGGUAUUGCGGGUCCAGAAAGUUCUAUCAGAUGUACAUGAAUGGUUACCUCGAAGCAAGGCUUACAUCAUGGAUAUAUACCGUCGGCCCUGGUUUUAGCUUUUCAUAUUUCACAAUGGAGAGGAACGAAACCUGCAAGCAUGAGAUCAUCCUGUCGGGGAGCAACAUGCCAUACAGACUGUCGUACCAGAUUUUGCCUCAGUAUUUCACAGG
Messenger RNA from Aplysia californica (California sea hare), 938 nucleotides. RefSeq lists its product as uncharacterized. NCBI's taxonomy places the organism in Eukaryota, Metazoa, Mollusca, Gastropoda, Aplysiida, Aplysiidae. The record is from RefSeq and is a predicted model, not a curated record.